AUGGUUGGGAAAAGAUCAUCAGAAUCUCAUUGUGAGGCCUCGCUCGACUUAGGCGUGCGCUGCGUCGUACGGCACAGACUGACGCGAAUCAGUUCCUGUCACAGGGACGAGGAGCAGAGGAAGGACGAAGAUGGCUCGUUCCCCGUGCCGUCCACCCUCUAUUCUCCUCCUACUUGCCCUCGUUAUUAUGCUGAUCUCUCUCUCGCUCUAUCUAUCUUUCUUGGCUUGUGUUCAUUUGAAUGUGUUGAUAUAUUUGUCACUGCCUAUUCUGUGGCACAUCAACUUAUGGGUGGCGAAGGCUCGGUUCCUGUAGAACGUAUGAAAGCUUCUCUCUAUAAGAUCCUUUUAUUCAUUGAGCUUACCUAUAUAAUGUUUUAAUAUGGAUCUAUUAUAGCAAAUGGAACUAAGAUGACUAGAUACUUUUCAACAGGUUAGGUCACUAAAAAAAGAUAGAAUCCUUGCAGCUGAUGCUCCUACACUUAUGACUUAGGACAUGCAAGCACACACACUGUUUCAGAAUGCUAUACAUUGCUAGAUCCUUGUUCCAAAAUGCUAUACAUUGAUAGAUCCUUGCUUCAUGAUGAUAUAAAUGAUAGAUUUGUGA
Elaeis guineensis (African oil palm) is the source of this 604-nucleotide messenger RNA. The record is from RefSeq and is a predicted model, not a curated record. NCBI's taxonomy places the organism in Eukaryota, Viridiplantae, Streptophyta, Magnoliopsida, Arecales, Arecaceae.